CGCGUCUCCAUCGUAAAAGAUUCUCAACAGUGCAUCGCAAAGGCCAAUUACCAGCCCACCACCAAAGGGCUCCGUUCCUUUCUCUCUUUUUUGGUCUGUCCAGGAUUUGCCGCUUUUGCUUAUCUGUAGUCUUGUUGGGAUCCGCCUGCCAGGCCCCCCCAAAUUGAGACUCACGAUGCUCCGAUCCUCAACCAGGGCGGUCUCCACCACUGCCAGACUCUGGCCAACACACCCGGAGGCUCCUAUAAAAGGUUCCAGCGCUGCUCAACGGUUUGCUCUGACUUCAUGUCGAGUGCCUUCGUCAAGAGUCUUCCGUCACAGAUUCUACUCUACCGAAGCUACUGAAGUGCCGCCUCGUCAGUCUCGCUCUCGUUUCUCUCGUCUCGUUGGAUUCACAUCGAUUGCGGUCGUCGCAUUCACAGCUGGAUUUUUGUACCAAACACAGCAGACCAUCUCUCGGCUCAUGGCUUCCCCGAUACCUUCUGACCAGGAGACCCUCGGUCUCUUCAACCCCUCUGACGCGAAAGCACAAGAGGUUGAAGACCAUAUCCAAAACCACCCGCUCGCUGCCGAGCUGCGCGCAAACCCCGCUUUCACCGAGUCGCGACCGCAUUUGAAGAUCCCUGAGAGCCUACGCGCGCGCAAUUUGACGGCCGGUACCCUUGCGGGCCCCGAUAAGAUCGUGGUGCCCCCGCUUGUCUUCAGUGAAGCCGGGGGCAAGAGUCUGGUCUCGAUCCUAUACCUCGGUUCCGACCUGUCAGGUCAUCCAGGGAUUGUGCAUGGCGGUCUGCUGGCGACCCUUCUUGACGAGACACUGGCCCGCUGCUGUUUCCCUGCGCUGCCCAACAAAGUGGCUGUGACCGCCAAUCUCAGCAUCGACUAUCGCCGUCCCGCCUUUGCAGAGAACUACUGCGUUCUGCGCGCCGAGACCGUCAAGGUUGAAGGCCGUAAGGCGUGGGUUGAGGGCCGCAUCGAGUCUCUCCCCGAGGAAGGCACGGAUCCAGUUGUGCUUGUCGAGGCCAAGGCUCUGUUCAUCGAGCCAAAACAAGCUGCGUCUAUGCCUAGCCUGUACAAAAUCGUUGAUUGAAUGAUACCCUUUGAUUCAUGAUUAUUUCCCUUCUUUAUCACUUCGAUGAUCUCCAGUUAGGUAUUAGACGUUUAGAUAGAAUCUUUCGGUAUAUACUUUUUAGACAUCCAAUUUAGAAUUCACUACGCU
Messenger RNA from Penicilliopsis zonata CBS 506.65, 1216 nucleotides. RefSeq lists its product as hypothetical. The coding region runs from base 176 to 1087 and encodes 303 amino acids. NCBI's taxonomy places the organism in Eukaryota, Fungi, Ascomycota, Eurotiomycetes, Eurotiales, Aspergillaceae. The transcript has 3 exons. The record is from RefSeq and is a predicted model, not a curated record.